AUGCCUCAACAACCUCCACAGCAGUAUGACAUCGGUAACUCUGGAACCACCAAUUAUCCACCCACUCAAUACAACAUUGGUCUAGGAACGGUGGGAGCUCAAUAUUUACCGAAUCAGCCACAACAUGAACCAACAAGUACCACCACCUAUGAAAAACCGCCAAGUUAUGAACUGGAUGAAGAAGAUAUGGCAGCAAAUGAACACUCUCUUCCUCCUUCACAAAAUACCAUUGUCAACACCCAACAAGUGACUCUGCAAGAUCAACAACAACCUCCUCGACAACUUCAUCCUGCCACUCAAAUGGCAAUGGGAGAAGACAAUGAGCAAGAUCCUCUCGAAAAACAUCGUGAUUUGUUCGGCUUAGGCUUUGUGAAGGAUACAACCAAACAUUUGAAAGAGACAACUAUUUGGGAAUCUGGAUUUUUUGGUCUGAACAUUUUCACAACUACAGCCCAAAAGAAGAAGAAAUUGAAAGAAAUUUCCGAAAUGAACAGAGUAGAAAGUACCGAUAUAUUAGGAAAAGAUCAGCUUCAACAUCACAUGAAGCACCACAAAAAGUAUACUGUGAUGAGAACUGCGAGAGGUCAACCUUACCUACUCAAGACUGGACUUGAUAUUGACGAAGUUAAAGAAGUUCAGAACGAAUUCAGUCAAAUAAGAUUACCUUUUUGUUGCUCUUGGAAAACGUUAGAAGAUCACUACGGCCUUGGAGUUCGGUUAUAUUUUGACUUCGGUCGUUUGGUUAUUGUUUUGAAUGCAAUUUUACUAUUUUUCCAAUUGAUCAAUUUUAUACCUCAUCUCAUUAUCGAUACUAUUUAUAUUCAAACAUUCACAAACUUUUUCAAAGGAGAAUUUUCAAAUUAUGGUGGUUUGAUUGACAUCUUGUAUGGCAGUAGUUAUGAUCCUAAUUUAUAUAUUUUAUGGGUUGUCACAUCAUCAUUUAGUAUUCUAGCAACAGUCCUGUUUGGACCUAUUUACUGGUUUGUGGUCAGACGUUCCUUCCAAAAACGUGAUGUUUAUGACAUGGAAGAGGCUGACAUGGCUCUCGCUUUUGAUGCAGACGCAGAUAUUAUCAAGGAAAAUGUGGAAACACCAACAUUGCACCGUGUUGGCCGAUAUUUGGUCAGCUAUUCGAUCUUUGUUGGAUUUUUGAUUCUUUCCUGCGCAAUUACUAUUGGUUUCACAAUUCUUCAAAAUUUUACAACCAUUUAUGAAGCUGCUGAUGCUGUAUUCUCACAGAACACAGGUUAUUUAACUCUUAUUUCAAUUGGUAUUUCUUGCGUGGUUAACAUUGUCAACUUUAUUUGGAAAAAGAUUUGUAUUUAUUUGACCAAUUUCGAAAAACACAAAACAUGGAGUGGAUAUAGAACUCAUAACACAAUGAAAUAUUUAUUUUUCAAGCUAUUCAACGUGUUCUUGAUGGGAUUCACUAAGGGCUUAUUCAACGUUCCAUGUGUGAUUCGUACAUUGGGAAAUCAGUACUUGAUUCAAAUGAUUUUAGACUUUGUAGUCUUUAACGCCAUCGAACUCAUUUUGCCCUAUAUUGAAUACUAUAUCAAAAAGAAGAGAAAUAAGGGAAGCGAUGAAAAUGUUCGACCCGACUUUGACGUCUCUGAAGAAUAUUUGGAACUCAUCUAUAGACAAUAUAUUAUUUAUUGUGGAAUGACAAGUUUCCCAAUGAUCACUUUAAUUGCAUUUGUAGCCUCUAUUUUGGAGUUGUAUUUGGAUAAGUGGAGAUUGCUCAAACUCUGCAAGAAACCUCCAAUGAUCAACGGAAGUGUGAAGACUGUAGUGAGCUUUUUCCUUAUCAUCACGGCCAUUCUACCAAUGAUUAACUGGGGAGGAGGCAACAUUUACCCCAUGGUUGGAGUGUAUUGGUGCAACACUCCAAGCAACUUGGAAUGUGAACCAUGCAGAAUUUUGAAUGGUAAUGAAAAUUACAUUACAAACUUUGUGAACAAGUUGUAUGGAUACAGUUAA
This is a messenger RNA of Naegleria lovaniensis, 1980 nucleotides long. RefSeq lists its product as uncharacterized. Gene Ontology annotation, molecular function: chloride channel activity. Bases 1 to 1980 code for a protein of 659 amino acids. The transcript is spliced from 5 exons. The record is from RefSeq and is a predicted model, not a curated record. Gene Ontology annotation, biological process: chloride transmembrane transport. NCBI's taxonomy places the organism in Eukaryota, Heterolobosea, Eutetramitea, Acrasida, Naegleriidae.